Hippocampus comes (tiger tail seahorse) is the source of this 2149-nucleotide messenger RNA. RefSeq names its product sodium-dependent neutral amino acid transporter SLC6A17. Gene Ontology annotation, biological process: L-leucine transport; proline transport; sodium ion transmembrane transport. Bases 258 to 1757 code for a protein of 499 amino acids. The transcript is spliced from 9 exons. NCBI's taxonomy places the organism in Eukaryota, Metazoa, Chordata, Actinopteri, Syngnathiformes, Syngnathidae. Gene Ontology annotation, cellular component: membrane; synaptic vesicle. The record is from RefSeq and is a predicted model, not a curated record.
CAGCUGUCUCUCCCCGGUGGCAGGUUUGCGGCUUCGUGGGCCUCUACUACAACGUGAUCAUCGGCUGGAGCAUCUUCUACUUCUUCCAGUCCUUCCAGUACCCGCUCCCGUGGGCCGAAUGCCCGGUCCACAUCAACGGAACCCAAGCCAUCACGGAACCGGAGUGCGAGAAGAGUUCGGCCACGACUUACUUUUGGUACCGUCAGACGCUGAACAUCACCAGCAGCAUCGACGACACGGGCGGCCUGAACUGGAAGAUGACGCUCUCCCUGCUGGUGGCUUGGAUCUUGGUGUGCUUGGCUGUCAUUAAGGGCAUCCAGUCAUCUGGGAAGGUGAUGUACUUCAGCUCUCUCUUCCCUUACGUGGUGCUCUUCUGCUUCCUGGUGAGAGGUUUGCUGCUGAGGGGAGCGGUGGAUGGCAUCGCGCACAUGUUCACGCCCAAGCUGGAGAAGAUGCUGGAGCCGCAGGUGUGGCGAGAGGCGGCCACGCAGGUCUUUUUCGCACUGGGCCUCGGCUUCGGCGGCGUCAUCGCCUUCUCCAGCUACAACAAGCGGGACAACAACUGCCACUUUGACGCCGCGCUGGUCUCCAUCAUCAACUUCGUCACGUCCAUCCUGGCCACGCUGGUGGUGUUCGCCGUGCUGGGCUUCAAGGCCAACAUCAUGAACGAAAAGUGUGUCGUGGAGAAUGCGGAGAAGAUCUUGGUGUACCUCAACACGAGCGUGCUGAGCAAAGAGCUGAUCCCUCCUCACGUCAACUUCUCGCACCUGAGCACGCAAGACUACGCGGAAAUGUACGCGGUCAUUAAGACGGUCAAAGAGGACAACUUUGCCCAGCUGGGCCUCGAUCCUUGCGUGCUGGAGGAUGAACUCAACAAAGCGGUGCAGGGAACUGGUUUGGCCUUCAUCGCCUUCACCGAAGCUAUGACGCACUUCCCGGCCAGUCCCUUCUGGUCGGUCAUGUUCUUCUUCAUGCUCAUCAAUCUGGGCCUGGGCAGCAUGAUCGGGACCAUGACGGGCAUCACCACGCCCAUCCUCGAUGCCUUCAAGAUUCGCAAAGAGAUCCUGUGCGUGGCUUGCUGCAUCAUCGCCUUCCUGUUGGGGCUGCUCUUUGUGCAGCGCUCAGGCAACUACUUUGUCACCAUGUUUGACGACUACUCUGCCGGCUUGCCGCUCACGGUGGUGGUGAUCCUGGAGAACAUCUCGGUGGCCUGGAUAUACGGAACCAAAAGGUUUAUGCAGGACCUGGAGGACAUGCUGGGCUUCCGGCCGUACUCCUUCUACUACUACAUGUGGAGGUACGUGUCACCAGCCGUUCUGGUGCUGCUCAUCGUGGCGACCGUCAUCGAGAUGGUCAUCAGCCCCGCGGGCUACAACGCCUGGGUGGAGUCCGAGGGCUCCGAGCGUUUCCACAGCUACCCUCCGUGGGCUUCAGCCAUGGCCUACUCCCUCAUCGUGGUGGCCAUGUUGCCCCUGCCGCUGGUCUUCGUGGCCCGUCACUUCAACCUGCUGUCGGACGGUUCCAACAAGCUGUCGGCGUCCUACCGCAAAGGCAUGAUGAAGGACAUGUCCAACUUGGAGGAGCAGGACGAGCAACGCUUCAUCCUCGGCAAGACCCCACGCCCGGCGCCCUCCCCCAUGCCCGCCCACCGCGCCUACCUGGGGCCCGGCGGCACGCAGGAGAUGACCAAUACCAACUACGGCACCGGCACCAAGACGGGCUACCAGAACAUCGGCUCGCCGGAGUCUGAGCUAUAAUGCGGCAAGCUCGUUGCACUUCGCCAAGAGGUUCCUUCCGAUUUUAUGUCUUUUUUUUUUUUUUUCCCCAUCAUUACCCAUUCGGUGGAUCAGGUCCAGAAAUGUCCAUUGCUCACUGGCUUUAUGUUCCGAAUAUAAAUACAAAUUGAAGCUAUAAGCAGCAAUGAAGGGGCACACCCAAACCCCCUUUAUCACGGCCAAUCCUCCGAAUGAUCAUCAAACUUCGACUCGGACCUGCAUGAGAAGGCCUUCGCCAAAAAUGGAGGCAAUUUAGCGUAUCCUCUGUUUGCUUCAAUUCGAGAUGAUGUGGGUGAAUUAACCUCGGUGGGGUUUGCCCAAGUACGAGCCCUGGAAUUGAAAAAAAAAAAAAAAAAAAAAAGGUUGCCUCAAAC